UGGAUGAUCAAUAGGAAAAAUUUGACUUUAGUAACUGCGUUAGUUUUUGGUCGUUUACUUUGUAGUGCUCCAAUUUUCCCGGCAGGUGCACAACUGCCCACGUGUCCACUUGCUAUUCGUUGUCUCUGUGCCAGUACACGUUUCAAUGCGUGUGAUCAGCGUGGAAGAUACUAUACUAUUUAAAAUUUCAGAUAUGCUGACAUAACUGACAAAUUUAAAUUUUCUUCACACCAAGAGAGAGAAAGAGAGAGAGAAGUAGAGAGAGAGAGAGAGAGAAAAAAAAAAAACUGUAAAAAAUUGGUCACAAGAGCAAAAGCAGAUUCUUGGCUGCCAUUUUCAUAAUUUUAUUUUCUAUAAAUAUAUACAAAGAGAUUCUCUUUCAGCUCCACUCAAGAAGAGAAUCUAUCACUUUUCUUGGGGAAAAAGAAAAAAGAGAGAGAAAGGGAAGAAAAACGUAAUUAGUAACCGAUGGCGGUGAAGAAUAACGAAAUCGGCGAAGGCGAAUUUUCCGAGGAAUUGAUGAAGCUGCUAAAAUCGGUUGCUUAUUCCAAUUGGGGAGAUUUAAUUGAUUCAAAAUCAUUGAAUGUAGUUCAUCUGAGCGGUGCAAUGACUAAUAAGGUAUAUCGAAUUAGCUGGCCAACAAAAAUCGAAAGCGUCGCAAGAACGGUUUUGGUUCGGAUCUAUGGCGAAGGUGUCGAUCUUUUCUUUAAUCGAGAAGACGAGAUCCAGACUUUUAAGUCUCUUUCGGGCCAUGGCUACGGGCCUAAAUUGUUGGGGCAGUUCUGCGAAGGGAGAAUCGAAGAGUUCAUUCAUGCAAGGACUCUAUCUUCUACCGAUCUUCGUAAUCCGGAAAUAUCAGCACUCAUAGCAGCAAAAAUGAGAGAGUUUCAUAAUUUGGAUAUAUCUGGUUCGAAAGAUAUUAUCUUGUGGAACCGAAUGAGAAAUUGGCUCGGAGAAGCUAAAAAACUGUGUUCACUUGAUCAAGCAAACGAAUAUCAAUUCGAAAAGUUAGAAAACGAAAUAAACUCGUUGGAGAGAGAAAUAUCGAGGGAUGAUCAAGAAACCGGUUUUUGCCACAAUGAUUUGCAGUAUGGCAAUAUAAUGAUCAAUGACAAGAAAAAAUUCAUCACUAUAAUCGAUUACGAAUAUGCGAGUUAUAAUCCAGUGGCGUAUGAUAUUGCGAACCAUUUCAAUGAGAUGGCUGCAGAUUAUCACACCGAUACACCCCACAUUUUGGACUACACGAAAUAUCCCGGUCUAGAGGAGCGUCGUCGAUUUAUAAAGCAAUACCUCAGCUCUGCAGGCGAAGAAGCUAGCGACGAAAAGAUAGCGAAGCUGGCAGAUGAUGUAGAGAAAUACAGUCUGGCGAACCACAUUUUCUGGGGACUAUGGGGAUUGAUUUCGGCGUAUGUGAACCACAUCGACUUCGAUUACAACGAAUAUGCAAGGCAGAGGUUUGAGCAGUACUGGUUGAAAAGAAGACUUUCCUAAUUCAAAUUGUCUUUA
This is a messenger RNA of Erythranthe guttata (spotted monkey flower), 1506 nucleotides long. RefSeq names its product choline kinase 1 (gene CK1). Gene Ontology annotation, biological process: phosphatidylethanolamine biosynthetic process; phosphatidylcholine biosynthetic process. NCBI's taxonomy places the organism in Eukaryota, Viridiplantae, Streptophyta, Magnoliopsida, Lamiales, Phrymaceae. The record is from RefSeq and is a predicted model, not a curated record. Gene Ontology annotation, molecular function: ethanolamine kinase activity; choline kinase activity. Gene Ontology annotation, cellular component: cytoplasm.